AUGAGCUUGAGGUUGCCCCGACUUGCUCUAAUUUUGGCGCGGCACGCACACUCGGGGACCCUUCCCCCUCCACCGCAGCUUUUCAAGCUCGAGAACGCGUCGGACAGCGCAACAGCGCGAGCAUGGAUCGACAAGUUCAAGGCUCAGGAGAUACCCAAGAGUCUCGUCGAAUUUACAUUCUCUCGUAGCUCUGGACCAGGGGGACAGAAUGUCAACAAGGUGAACACCAAGGCUACCCUCAGAUGUCCUCUGAAUUCCUCCUGGAUACCUCCAUGGGCUCGGGACUACAUCAAGAAGACUCCAUCCUAUGUAUCGUCUGCGCAGUGCAUCCAAAUCACCUCAACCGUCUAUCGGUCUCAAGCUCAGAACGUGCAAGACUGUCUCACCAAGCUCUGUUCUCUCGUCGUUGACGCAGCCUCUGCCUCAAUCGUAAAUGAAGCAUCAGAAGAGCAGAAAGAGCGCGUGCGCCGUCAUCAGCGAGCGGAGAAAGCUAAGCGCAAAAUCGACAAAGCAAAGCGUAGUGAAGUCAAGAGAGGUCGGAAAGGCUCUUGGGAAUAA
Rhodofomes roseus is the source of this 558-nucleotide messenger RNA. RefSeq names its product RF-1 domain-containing protein. Gene Ontology annotation, molecular function: translation release factor activity. The record is from RefSeq and is a predicted model, not a curated record. The transcript is spliced from 4 exons. The coding region runs from base 1 to 558 and encodes 185 amino acids. Lineage: Eukaryota; Fungi; Basidiomycota; Agaricomycetes; Polyporales; Fomitopsidaceae. Gene Ontology annotation, biological process: mitochondrial translational termination. Gene Ontology annotation, cellular component: mitochondrial large ribosomal subunit.